AUGGCAGACUUAUACCCCUCAAUAGCACAAUGUGCGGUAGUAGCCACCGCGUUCAAAGUGCUACUGUUCCCAGCAUACAAAUCCACAGACUUCGAGGUCCAUAGGAAUUGGCUGGCCAUCACGAACAGCUUGCCCGUCCAAGACUGGUACUACGAGAAGACUUCAGAAUGGACGCUCGACUAUCCUCCUUUCUUCGCGGUCUUCGAAUGGAUAUUGUCGCAAUUCGCAAAGGUGGUUGAUCCGGAGAUGUUGAAGGUUUAUAAUUUGGAGUAUGACAGUUGGCAGACUGUGUAUUUCCAGCGUUCGAGUGUUAUUGCUACGGAGCUUGUACUGGUAUAUGCGCUUUAUCUCUUCGUUCAAUCUUCACCUGCGGCCUUUAAACGCCCUUCGCAUGCUGCUGCACUUUCAAUUCUGCUGUCGCCAGGUCUUCUCAUCAUUGAUCACAUUCAUUUCCAAUAUAACGGGUUCCUUUAUGGUCUUCUGAUUUUCUCUCUGGUGUUGGCAAGGAAGAAGUCAACUACUCUAGCAAGCGGACUCCUCUUUGCUGCACUUCUCUGCUUGAAGCACAUCUAUCUCUACCUUGCACCUGCAUAUUUCGUAUUUCUGCUGCGAGGAUAUUGUCUAGGGCCCAAAUCAAUCUUCCACGUCAAAUUCGGCAAUGCUUUCAAGCUCGGGACUGGGAUCAUUGCGGUCUUCGGAGCUGCCUUUGGUCCUUUCGUCUACUGGGGCCAGAUUCCACAACUACUAAGCCGACUGUUUCCUUUCUCCAGAGGCCUUUGCCAUGCGUACUGGGCUCCAAACAUCUGGGCAAUGUACUCGUUUACUGAUCGAGUUUUGAUUUAUGUUGCUCCCAAGCUCGGCCUGGCAGUCAACCAAGACGCUGUCAAUAGUGUGACUCGUGGUCUAGUUGGAGACACUUCGUUUGCCGUCUUACCAGAGAUUACCGCAAAGAUGACUUUUAUCUUGACACUGUUCUUCCAAGUCAUCCCCUUAAUCAAGCUAUUUUUAGAUCCCACCUGGGACACAUUCAUCGGAGCAGUCACGCUCUGCGGUUAUGCAUCCUUCCUCUUCGGCUGGCACGUCCACGAAAAAGCUAUACUCCUAGUCAUCAUCCCAUUCAGCCUCAUUGCACUCAAAGACCGUCGGUACCUCGGUGCAUUCCGUCCACUCGCGGUCGCAGGUCACGUUUCGUUAUUCCCUCUCCUAUUCACCGCCGCCGAGUUCCCCAUCAAAACCAUCUACACGAUUUUCUGGCUCGUGCUGUUCCUCGUCGCGUUUGACAGGCUUGCGCCAGCGAGUAACAGAUCGCGGAUAUUCUUGCUAGAUAGGUUUAGUUUGUUGUACAUUGCGGUCAGCAUACCGUUGAUCUUGUAUUGUAGUUUGUUGCACCAGAUGGUGUGGGGAAAGAGCUUUGAGUUUCUACCGUUGAUGUUUACGAGUUCGUAUUCAGCAGUGGGCGUGGUGGGUAGCUGGGUGGGGUUUUUGGUAGUGUUCUUCACGAGUUAG
Molecule: messenger RNA, 1506 nt
Organism: Lachnellula hyalina
Lineage: Eukaryota; Fungi; Ascomycota; Leotiomycetes; Helotiales; Lachnaceae
Gene: ALG8
Product: Dolichyl pyrophosphate Glc1Man9GlcNAc2 alpha-1,3-glucosyltransferase
Exons: 4
Coding region: 1-1506 (501 amino acids)
Biological process (GO): protein N-linked glycosylation
Cellular component (GO): endoplasmic reticulum membrane
Molecular function (GO): dolichyl pyrophosphate Glc1Man9GlcNAc2 alpha-1,3-glucosyltransferase activity
Source: RefSeq, a predicted model, not a curated record